UAUGGCUAGACUAAGUCUGCCCAGGUUAGAUACCUAGCUAGCUAUCUAAUAUAGCGAAGUUAUCUAAAGGUAUUGCUGUACAGACAACAAUCUGGAUCCUGCUUUACUUUUAUGUCCAAAUGCUUACAUAUACCCAUAUACCAGUUGAUGUUCGUUUUACCAAAUUUUUGUAAAAUAGCUGGUUGACUGGUUAGCUGACACUACGUUUAACCCAUGGAAAGAGAUUACCCUUGUUUCUGCUACGGUCAGCCGGAAAGCUAUGGAGGACCAGGUGGUUGAAAAUGAAGUUGGAUAUCAAGAUGACGAGGAGUCCUUUUUCCAAGACAUCGACCUUUUACAGAAACAUGGGAUUAAUGUGGCAGAUAUCAAGAAGCUGAAGUCUAUUGGUAUCUGCACAGUAAAGGGGAUUCAGAUGACCACCCGCCGUGCUCUUUGUAAUGUCAAAGGCUUGUCUGAGGCCAAGGUUGACAAAAUCAAAGAGGCUGCUGGGAAAUUGCUGAGCAAUGGUUUCUUGACAGCAUUUGAAUAUAGCGAGAGAAGAAAACAAGUGUUCCACAUCACAACAGGCAGUCUGGAGUUUGACAAACUCAUUGGUGGAGGUAUUGAGAGUAUGGCUAUAACAGAGGCUUUUGGUGAAUUCAGGACGGGCAAGACCCAGCUCUCUCAUACAUUAUGUGUGACGGCUCAGCUCCCUGGAGAGGACGGAUACACAGGAGGGAAGGUCAUCUUCAUUGACACUGAGAACACCUUUCGGCCAGACAGGCUGAAGGAUAUAGCAGACCGGUUCAGUGUGGACCAGGAGGCUGUGCUGGACAAUGUGUUAUACGCUCGUGCCUACACCAGCGAACAUCAGAUGGAGCUGUUGGACUUUGUGGCGGCCAAAUUCCACGAGGAGGGAGGCGUAUUCAAACUGCUGAUCAUCGACUCCAUUAUGGCUCUGUUCCGGGUGGAUUUCUCUGGCCGGGGGGAGCUGGCAGAGAGACAGCAGAAACUGGCUCAGAUGCUUUCCCGACUGCAGAAGAUCUCUGAAGAGUACAACGUGGCCGUGUUUGUUACCAACCAGAUGACGGCAGACCCCGGAGCUGGGAUGACGUUUCAGGCGGAUCCCAAGAAGCCUAUUGGAGGACACAUUUUAGCGCAUGCCUCAACCACACGAAUCAGCUUGAGGAAAGGGAGGGGAGAGAUGAGGAUUGCUAAAAUAUUUGACAGCCCUGACAUGCCAGAAAAUGAAGCCACUUUCGCCAUCACUGCAGGAGGGAUAGCUGAUGCCAAAGAGUGAAAAGGCCACUGUGGAUUUAAGGAUGGACAAGAUGGUGGACAGAAACAUUUACAUUUACAUGUUGGAAUCUUGAAUAGUAUCAUUUGAUCAGUUUUGUACAUUGUGUUUGUGUUAAUUUGUCUCUAUGUAUUACAUUGACACUUAAUAUAAUAUGGUUGUGUGUUCAUAAUUAAACGUUGUAAAGGGAA
This is a messenger RNA of Anguilla anguilla (European eel), 1467 nucleotides long. RefSeq names its product DNA meiotic recombinase 1 (gene dmc1). The coding region runs from base 260 to 1279 and encodes 339 amino acids. The transcript has 14 exons. The record is from RefSeq and is a predicted model, not a curated record. Gene Ontology annotation, biological process: DNA repair; chromosome organization involved in meiotic cell cycle; DNA strand invasion. Gene Ontology annotation, molecular function: ATP-dependent DNA damage sensor activity; ATP binding; double-stranded DNA binding. Gene Ontology annotation, cellular component: nucleus; condensed nuclear chromosome. Lineage: Eukaryota; Metazoa; Chordata; Actinopteri; Anguilliformes; Anguillidae.